AUGCCUUUCGCCCCUCAAGAGCAUGUUCGCCCUCACACCGAGGCAGACUACGCCUGGUCUCGCCCUUUCAGCUUAGUGGAGAAACCAGGAAUGUACCCCAACGAGCCCGAAGCGUGGGUUUAUUGCGACAAAUUUGUUUAUGAAGAAGGAGAAGCCGUGUCACUCAAGACGCACACCACGGCGGCAACCUACGACAUCGAGAUCAUCCGCGAUGGAUACCAAUCUAAGACCGUUUUCCACCAGACUGGACUUCCAGGUCGCAAAUGCGAUACUCCUCCUGACGCCUACGCUACUGGCUGCGGUUGGCCCGAGGCCCUCUCGAUCCAUCUUGAAGAAGGAAAGUGGGAAUCGGCUUUCUAUCUCGUCAUCAUCCGCAUCAAGGAAUUUCAUGGCCGCGUUUAUGAACGAGAAGGGUUCUUCAUCAUCAAGGAUAAACAGCGGAAUAUUUCAAAUGCCAGCACCGCAGACUUUGUUCUCAUCCACGAUACUUCGACGCUCCUAGCGUAUAGUGACUGGGGAGGCGCAAACCUCUAUCGGGGCAUUUCAGACGGGUACCAAGACGACGAAGGCUCUCCCUUGUCAAGUACCCAACGUCCGAUCGCGCGUGGGAUGCUCAGAAUCCCCCAGAACGCUCCACGAGAAGCGAAUGGACCAAUGCAAGUCCGGAUGGGCGAUACCCCCAGAUUCCCAAUUCUCGAGUAUUCUUGGUAUUUCCGGUAUUCCCGACACUACGCCGAUGCCGGUUGGACAACAUAUGAGCGACCCUUUGUCGUUUGGGCGGAGAAGAACGGCUACCGAGUUCACCACCUGACGCAAUCGGAUUUGCAUUCCGAGCCGGAUUGCCUGAAUGGAUACAAGGUCGCUGUGUGCGUGGGACACGAUGAGUAUUGGUCCUGGGAACAGCGGCCCACCUUCCUAUUUAGGAAGGAAGGUGUCCAUCUAGCCCCGGGGGGGUCCAUCUAG
This is a messenger RNA of Penicillium arizonense, 963 nucleotides long. RefSeq lists its product as uncharacterized. The record is from RefSeq and is a predicted model, not a curated record. The transcript has a single exon. NCBI's taxonomy places the organism in Eukaryota, Fungi, Ascomycota, Eurotiomycetes, Eurotiales, Aspergillaceae. Bases 1 to 963 code for a protein of 320 amino acids.